AACUCUCUCCCCAUAUCCCCGCCGCCAAACAAGCUCUGACUCGAGCCAUCCUUCUCUUGCCCCCCAAGUUUCCGACACACCAGGGAAUUAUUUUUUAUUGAAUCUCUAAACUUUCACUUCGAGAUUGAUUUUUACUCUACUCUUCAGAUUUUGGGUUAUUUUCUGUUGUACUGCUGUUGCUGUGAAUUCUGAUCACACCGCUGUUUGAAACCCUGUCUUGGGUUUAGGUGACUGAUUUGACUGGGGAUGAAGGUUUAAGUUGUGGAUGUCUUUAUAUGGGUCCUGAUUUGUAUCUGAUCGAGAAAGCCACUUCGAAUGUGGUUUCGACUAAUAAUAAUGAGUGUGUGGCUCAGAAUCAAGAAAACAAGGGGAACAUUGGUAUGGAGGUUGAUCUUAUUGAAUGCGUCAAUUCUGGGGAGUCUGAGAUGAUUGAUGUCGAAUGCCAGGAAUGCCAGAACGCUACCGAGUGUUCGAGUUCUUUCAGUGACACGGUAUCGGGGGAUGAGAACGGUUUGAUUGCGAAUGGUGAAGUCGAAUCACCUCUGUUAGUCCCGGGGUUGAUUGGAUCGUUAUCCGAUGGCUGGAGUGAACCGUUUCAGAUGGGGAAGAGAAGGUUAACAGAUCACUGGAGGAGGUUUAUACAUCCUCUUAUGUGGCGCUGUAAAUGGUUAGAAAUUAAAUUUUGUGAACUGAAGUCUCAAGGACUCAAGUAUGAGAGAGAGCUUGCACAAUACGAUCAAAGCAAACGGUUUGAGUUUGAAAAGUUUACUUCUGGCGGCUUUGAUGCAAGGUUGUGUGCAUUUCGUUCGAAAGCUCCAAGGAAGGAAGUAAUGAAGAGGAAGAAAAGAAAACGAGUAGAAGAUACUGCAGAUGUGGCAUCAUAUAUGUCGCAUCAUGAUAUAUUCUCGUAUUAUGAAAAUAAGAAGUCUGCUGUUGCUGCUCCUGCUGCUUUGCUUUCAGUCGAUGAUUGGCGUGUUCUAGAUAAUAGAAUGGUCAAUGGCUAUGAUGAUGAUGAAUUCAAUGAUGGAUGGCCAUUUGAAUCUAGAGAUGGUGAUAACUUGACAGAACAGAUCCUUCCGAAGAUUGAAUUGCUAUGGUCAAGAAUUCGGACACUGAAGACACGAAUGGACAAGGUAGUGAAUGGAACUCCUCAAAAGUUCUCGUCUAUCAUCAUUUUGAGUUCACUUGUACCUGCUGAUGAAUUGAACAAUCCUGAAAGUCAUUGUGCCGAGAAAGAUGACCAAAAUAGUUUGCAAGGUACCACAUCCCAGCAUGCAUCUGAGAUUGACUUGUGGGAUAACAUUAUGCCUGAAAGUGCACUUUUGGAUCAUGGAGAAGUGACCCUUGUCCCGGAUGUGAUCAGGAGCAUGAGUCAGCGUAUGCUCGCUCUAUCGUCGGAAAAUAUUGAUGCUGAAAUUCUAAUACCAAACGAAGCAGCCAAGGAGGAGUUACUUAGUUUCGGUAGCGCCAUAAGUCAUCAGGUAGAGAAAUCAAAGGCGGUUGCCGUUGUCGUCCAUGCUCCCAGAGACAACUUGCAGGUUAACACCGCUCUUGAACCAAAUGCACAGCCACCUUUUUUCAAGUCGAAGCAAGCUGAUAAUGAAAGGAGUAGUGGGGUUCAAAGAUUGGAGCUUGGCCGAUGGAGUCGGAAAUCCUCGGGUUGAACCGGAUUAAGUUGAAUUUCACUGAUAUUGGGAUUUCAGACAGAUGAAAUUGCAUUGGAGAAAAGAGGAUAAGUUUUUUUUUUUUUUCUUCUGUUUUGAUGAUAAAUCAUGUAAAUGCCAUUACCAUUCCAUUAUUUCACCCUAGCUAUAAUAUA
This is a messenger RNA of Hibiscus syriacus, 1819 nucleotides long. RefSeq lists its product as uncharacterized. Lineage: Eukaryota; Viridiplantae; Streptophyta; Magnoliopsida; Malvales; Malvaceae. The record is from RefSeq and is a predicted model, not a curated record. The transcript is spliced from 6 exons. The coding region runs from base 276 to 1664 and encodes 462 amino acids.